Molecule: messenger RNA, 2890 nt
Organism: Malania oleifera
Lineage: Eukaryota; Viridiplantae; Streptophyta; Magnoliopsida; Santalales; Ximeniaceae
Product: chloride channel protein CLC-c
Exons: 7
Coding region: 223-2565 (780 amino acids)
Biological process (GO): chloride transport; transmembrane transport
Cellular component (GO): plant-type vacuole membrane; intracellular membrane-bounded organelle
Molecular function (GO): voltage-gated chloride channel activity
Source: RefSeq, a predicted model, not a curated record
UUUUUAGGCAACAACAAAUAUUUAUCCUCGGAGGAAAAUAAAAAAGAUACGCAUGACAUUUUUAAAAAUUUGCGCACGCAUCUGUGAGGUUGCUCAGACUCAGAUUUUCUAUCCUCUCCCCUCUAUAAAUGCGCAUGUCCCGAUUAAUACGCAACUUUGGGAGAUAGAGAGAGGGAAAGGAGGAGAGUUGGAGAGAGAGAGAGAGAGAGAGAGAGAGAGGCGAUGGAUCGGAGGGAGAAGGAGGAUCACGACGUAGAGAUCGAAGGAGUGUUCAUGGAGGGGAGCGAGAGGGAGGUCAUGGACAGGUACGAGUCGGAGAAGGAAGUCAUUUUGGGGAUGAGACAGCCUCUUCUCGUCAAGAACAGGAUGAACAAUACCUCUCAGAUUGCCAUUGUCGGAGCUAAAGUUUUCCCCAUUGAGAGCCUCGAUUACGAGAUUGUUGAGAAUGACCUUUUUAAGCAGGACUGGAGAUCUAGGAAAAAGGUUGAGAUAUUUCAGUAUAUCGUGCUUAAGUGGACCCUUGCCCUUCUCAUUGGGUUAAGUACUGGGCUUGUUGGCUUCUUUAAUAACCUUGCAGUCGAAAAUAUAGCUGGUUUCAAACUUCUGCUCAUUAACAAUCUCAUGCUUGGGCAAAAGUAUAUUCAAGCAUUUGCAGCAUACGCUGGUUGCAACAUGGUUUUAGCAGUUGCUGCUGCUGCCCUCUGCGCUUACAUUGCUCCUGCAGCAGCAGGCUCUGGCAUACCUGAGGUGAAAGCUUAUCUCAAUGGUGUCGAUGCCCAUUCUAUAUUAGCUCCAAGUACCCUCGUAGUAAAGAUUUUUGGUUCGAUUUUUGGAGUUGCUGCUGGAUUUGUUGUUGGUAAGGAAGGGCCCAUGGUCCACACAGGGGCUUGCAUAGCCAACUUACUUGGGCAGGGAGGUUCCCGCAAAUACCAUUUGACUUGGAGAUGGCUCAGAUACUUCAAAAAUGAUAGGGAUCGGCGGGAUUUGAUCACAUGUGGUGCUGCUGCUGGUGUUGCAGCUGCCUUUCGUGCCCCGGUUGGAGGGGUCCUCUUUGCACUUGAAGAAGCAGCUUCAUGGUGGCGGAGUGCUCUUCUCUGGAGAACAUUUUUUACAACUGCUGUCGUGGCAGUGGUUUUAAGAACAUUCAUACAAUUUUGCCGGAGUGGUCAAUGUGGUUUAUUUGGGCAAGGAGGUCUGAUCAUGUUUGAUGUCAAUUCGGCAACAGCCACUUAUGAUACUGCAGAUUUACUGGCUGUUAUAUUUCUUGGAAUUGUUGGAGGCAUUUUCGGAAGCCUUUACAAUUAUCUUGUUGACAAGGUCCUUCGUACUUAUAGCAUUUUAAAUGAGAGAGGUCCUGCAUUUAAAAUUCUGCUUGUCAUGACCAUCUCUCUUCUUACCUCUUGCUGCUCAUAUGGCCUUCCAUGGCUUGCACACUGUGCUCCAUGCCCUGUUGAAUUGAAGGAACGCUGCCCAACCUUAGGCCGCUCUGGUAACUUCAAGAACUUCCAAUGCCCACCAGGCCAUUACAAUGACCUUGCAUCCCUCUUACUCAACACCAACGAUGAUGCUAUCCGCAAUCUAUUGACCUCUCAAACUGAGAAGGAAUUUCACCUCUCUACCCUCGUCAUUUUCUUCGCUGCUAUGUACUGCCUUGGCAUUAUCACUUAUGGCAUUGCAAUCCCAUCUGGGCUCUUCAUCCCUGUUAUACUUGCUGGAGCGUCCUAUGGGCGCCUACUUGGGAAACUCCUUGGUCCUCUCUCUGAUCUUGAUAAAGGUCUUUUCGCCAUCCUUGGUGCUGCCUCCUUCCUUGGUGGCACUAUGAGAAUGACAGUUUCGCUUUGUGUCAUACUGCUAGAACUUACUAAUGAUCUAUUAUUGCUCCCACUGGUGAUGUUAGUUCUCCUAAUUUCGAAAACCGUGGCCGACUGCUUCAACAAGGGAGUCUAUGAUCAAAUUGUGAGAAUGAAGGGUUUGCCCUACAUGGAGUCCCAUGCAGAACCAUACAUGAGGCAUUUGGUUGCAAGCGAUGUAGUUUCUGGUCCUUUAGUCACCUUUUCUGGUGUUGAAAAAGUGGGGAAUAUAUACCAUGCUUUGAAGAAGACAAGUCAUAAUGGGUUCCCUGUGAUUGAUGAGCCACCAUUCACGACCGCACCUGAAUUAUGUGGGCUGGUUUUGAGGUCUCAUUUACUCGUUUUGCUUAAAGGAAAGAAGUUUACAAAGCAGAGGGCGUUGGUGGGAUCAGAAAUGACGAGGAGAUUUAAAGCACACGAUUUUGCAAAAGCAGGAUCAGGCAAGGGGAUCAAACUAGAGGAUUUGGAUAUAAAGGAGGAGGAGAUGGAGCUGUACGUCGACCUCCAUCCCAUCACCAACACAUCACCUUAUACAGUGGUGGAAACAAUGUCUCUAGCCAAAGCUGCACUCCUCUUCCGGGAGCUUGGCCUCAGGCACCUGUGCGUUGUGCCAAAGACACCAGGGAGGCCUCCAAUUGUUGGAAUUCUGACACGGCACGACUUCAUGCCGGAGCACGUGCUGGGAAUCUACCCUCAAUUUAACCACCACAAGUAGAGCAAGAAGGCCCCGUUUGCUCUGCUCAAUCUUCUUCCAUUUUUUUUAUUUUUAUUUUUUAUUUUGUUCUUGAAGUUGAAAGCGGGGCGUUUAAGGGGAAAGCAAAUUUGAUUCAAAGAAACAAAAACAAUGGAGUCUGCUCAGACUCGGAUCUGCAGUUGCUUUGUACAGUCUGUAUUACUCUCUAUUCAAAUGCCAUUAUAUACAACAGAGUUUGGUUAAAUCUGGAUUCUAUCAAACUCUGCUGCCAUUGGAAAUGUGUUGGGCUCGACUCUUGUAAUGUUUUUGAAAAAUAAAGAAAUAAUAGAAUAUUUUCUAAACUAAA